Paramecium primaurelia is the source of this 1013-nucleotide messenger RNA. NCBI's taxonomy places the organism in Eukaryota, Ciliophora, Oligohymenophorea, Peniculida, Parameciidae. The record is from the annotation of a GenBank genome assembly.
CUAAAAUGUGCUAUGUUAGUGAUGGUGUACAAUAAAUUACAAAAAAGGAAGAAUUUGCAAUUGAUACUGGAAUAAAGAGUGAUGAUUUGAUUAUGCAUUCAACUCAAGGAAAAUCUAAAGAAAAUAAGGAUGAUUAAUAUUCAUAGUGCUCGAAUAAAAGUGCUCUUCCUUAAAUAAUUUCAAUUGAAGAUGAACUCUUAAUUUAAUCUACUUUGAAUUCAAGUGUUCCUCUGAAAUUGAGAAAAAUAUUAAUGGAAGAUGAUGCCUACUAUGAGGGAGAGUGGAUGUAAGGUAAACGUUGGGGAUAGGGAGAAUAAAGAUGGCCAGAUGGGUAUGACUUAUCUUAAUUUGAGUUUUUAGAUCAAUUUACAUAGGGGAAUGGAAGAACAAUAAAGCAAAUGGGUAUGGUGUUUUGACUCAUUCUGAUGGAGAUGUUUACAAAGGAGAUUGGUUAAAUGACUAAGCUCAUGGAAAAGGAGUCUAUAUAAACUUUAACCAAGCUAAAUAUGAUGGGGACUGGGUGAAAGAUAGACAAGAAGGGCAUGGUAUUGAGAGCUGGCCAGAUGGGUCUAUUUUUGAAGGUAGUUUAUUAAGAAAUAUAUUAUAAGGAAAUUACAAAUAAGGAAAAAAAGAAGGUUUUGGAAAGUUAUCUUAUCCAGAUGGCUCAACAUAUGAAGGCAAUUUUUAAAUGAAUAAUCUUCAUGGUUAAGGAAAAUACAUUUGGCCUGAUGGGAGAAUAUAUGAAGGAGAUUGGAUUAAUAAUUAAAUGAAUGGGAAGGGUAUAAUGAAGUGGGAGGAUGGUAUGGAAUGCAGAUUAUCUAGGGAGAUAGUAUGAGGGAGAAUAUAAGGAAGGAUAGAAACAUGGUUAUGGAACAUUGAUAUGGGAGGAUGGUCAUAAAUAUGUGGGUUAAUGGGUAAUGGGAAAAUAAGAAGGGAUAGGUGAAUAUUUCUUUACAAAUGGUAUUUCUCGUAAAGGAGUGUGGAAAGAAGGCAAACGAAUCUAAUGGGAUUGA